Lobosporangium transversale is the source of this 4295-nucleotide messenger RNA. RefSeq lists its product as hypothetical. The record is from RefSeq and is a predicted model, not a curated record. The coding region runs from base 233 to 4117 and encodes 1294 amino acids. Gene Ontology annotation, molecular function: protein binding; DNA-directed RNA polymerase activity; mitochondrial promoter sequence-specific DNA binding. The transcript is spliced from 6 exons. NCBI's taxonomy places the organism in Eukaryota, Fungi, Mortierellomycota, Mortierellomycetes, Mortierellales, Mortierellaceae. Gene Ontology annotation, biological process: mitochondrial transcription. Gene Ontology annotation, cellular component: mitochondrial DNA-directed RNA polymerase complex.
CCUUGUUCUUCCUUCGCAGCAAUCCCUCUCUUACUUUGCUCUGUCGUCCGGCGCUAUUUCCUCUCCUCCUCUUUAUUCCUGAAUUGACAGUCUUGUGCUGGCACUGACUUUACUUUGCCCAUUUCACUCAUCUCUUCACAGUGUGAGUGUAUACCAGGAGUAGGUCCUCUCUUCUCUUCCUAAACGUAUAUUUAUAAGACAUAGGAAGUGUACUUGACAGAAGCUGGCAAUAAUGUUAUCAGUUGCAUCCACACUCAGAGGCAACAGAAUUACCUUGGCUAGCGCACGCACAAGCUCUUUAAGGACUCAGCUCGCUUUACCUAGAAUAGCCAGGAAUCAUUUACGAUAUAGACUUCACUCCACUGCAGCAGUUGAGGAGAGCUCACAAUCUAUCACCCAUACCACUGUUCCGAUCAGCCAAGCUCGUGCAGAGACGAACCAAAAUCUUCAUUCAUACUCUUCAGCAUCAGGAAAACUUGAACCUAUCCGUAUCAUUCGCUUGCCAGAAGCUAAAUCUCAUGAGCCUCGUGAAUCCGGCAAGUUUGGAGAUAAUCAACUAUCUGAACAGAUGGCUGUUAUGUAUGCUUGUAUAAACACAGGUGACAUGGAUCGUGCUCGCCGCAUUUUCGUGACGCUUCAUAAGAACAAUCCUGAAGAUAUGCUAGUCCUUGGAGAUAUUAGAAUGCACAAUAGUUUCAUGGAGAGUUACAUGAACGCUAGUCCUAGUCCCAGAACUAAGGAGGCCUUGAAAUGGUUUGAAUCACUUUCAAAGUAUAAAGUCAAACCCGACUUGACCAGUUUUGCUAUUCUCAUCAAGGGAUUUAUCAAGAUGGACAGCAUGCACACAGCCAAAGUCAUGAUGAUGGAAAUGCAAAAAGCUGGGUUUACCCUUGACGAAUUACGACAGUGCCCCGACUUACAAGCAGAGGAUGUGGAUAGGAUUAACAGUGUAGCGGGUAUGCUUAAACCCGCUUCAGCACGCCUGAAGCCGUUGACACCUGUAUCAUCUGUGGCGCCAACUACCCCUAAAUCUGAGUUUAAAGAAGCUAUUCCUGUUCAAAACUCAAACAAUGAAACUGUUAUUGGAGUUCGAUUCAUGAAGGAUACUCUAGAAACCCUUAAUCUCAAGGAGCUCACUCCCUUUGAGCGCCAGAUGAAGUUAGAAGAGCGGUCCUAUCAAUCGGCCAUCGACAGGAUGGAAUAUGAACGAGAGAGCAUUCCAGAGCAACUAAACGUUCGUCCCCUUAGGACUUAUUUGUGGCAAUGGCACCAAGCACUCAAGGCCGGUAUCAGAGCGGAAAUAAAGCGUGUAGAUGCAGUUUUAGAACGGAGGUCACUUUCGGAUGAUGCCGCUCUAGACAAGGAUCGCAUGUUAUAUGGUCCUUUCUUGAAACUUCUCUCACCUGACAAGUUGUCUAUCAUCACUAUCUUGGAGCUUCUACGACUCAACAACUCUGGUGGCAUUAUUGAGGGUAUGAAGUCUGCCCGUGCUCUGAUUGGCAUUGGCAAAGCCGUUGAAUCAGAGUAUAAUGCUGAGCAGAUGGCGAAAAAGUCUAAUAAGGCACUGUUUGAUCAAAAAGUCAGUGUCCAUCAACUUUAUGGAAGUGGAAAACUUUUUAAUAUUGCUGUUCGGAAAGCAGAGACAAAGAGAUCUUCAACAAUGCACCCUACAGAUUGGACACCUGUAUGGCCGGAAACUAUGAGGGCUAAGGUCGGCUCCGUCUUGACGACUCUUUUGAUGGACUGUGCUAAAGUUCAGAUCCCAAGUUUUGACCCUGAAACAAAACAGAAGAUUGUGGAGGAGAUCCCUGCCUUCUAUCAUUCAUAUCAAUACAACAAAGGCCAGCGCAUUGGUGUUAUCAAGGUUCACAAUCAUAUUUCUGAAAUUUUAUCCUCUGAACCCAUUGGAAGUUUAAUUCAUCCAAGCAUGCUUCCAAUGUUGGUUCAUCCUCGACCCUGGCUGGCAUACAAUGACGGUGGAUAUCUUACUGCUCAGUCUAUAAUCAUGCGUAUCCGCCACUGCCCUCAACAAUUGGAUUACCUUAAGAAGGCACAUGAGGAGGGUCUCUUGUUCCGCGUUUACAAUGGCUUGGAUGUUCUUGGUAAGACUCGCUGGGCAGUCAAUAAGAAGGUCCUUAAGACUGUUUUGGAGGCAUGGAACUCUGGAAAGGAGUUUGGAAAGAUCCCUGCUGCAGCGGCUCAGGUUGAGGAUCUGCCCAAACCAGAUGAUUAUGAGACCAAUAGCAAAGCCAAAGCUAGGUGGCUUUUCGAAAAUCGCAAGAUGAAGAUGGAAGCUAAGAACCAUCACAGUUUGCGAUGCGAUGUCAACUAUAAGAUCGAGAUUGCCCGUGCUUUUGCAGAUGAACCCAUGUUUUUCCCACAUAACCUAGACUUCCGUGGACGUGCUUAUCCUAUUCCUCCUUUAUUCAACCACCUGGGAAACGAUCUGUGCCGUGGUCUACUUCUCUUUGAUGAAGCUAAGCCCUUAGGCCCUAAAGGAUUCACUUGGCUAAAAAUUCAUUUGGCUAACUUGGCAGGUUACGAUAAACACUCACUUUCGGCACGUGCAAAGUUUGCCAUGGAUCACCUUGACGAUAUUUUCGACAGUGCUGACAAUCCAAUGGAAGGUCGCCGUUGGUGGCUCAAGGCAGAAGAUCCAUGGCAGUGUUUGGCUACUUGCAUCGAGGUUGCAGAAGCGGUUCGCAGCGGUGAUCCAGAGAGCUAUAUGAGCAGAAUCCCUGUACAUCAGGAUGGUACUUGUAACGGUUUACAGCAUUAUGCCGCUCUUGGAGGAGAUAUCGCAGGUGCUCAGCAAGUCAACCUGGUCCCAUCUGAUGCGCCUCAGGAUGUCUAUUCGGGUGUAGCUAAAGCUGUGGAGCGUAUUCUUGAGCAACAUGCUGCAGAGGGUGUUGAGAAUGCAAAGAUUCUACUUGGCAAGGUGACCCGCAAAAUUGUGAAGCAGACCGUCAUGACUAACGUAUACGGUGUGACCUUUGUGGGUGCCCGUGCGCAGAUCGAAAACAGGCUUAAGGAAACUGAAGGAAUCCCCAAAGAAAAUGUUCAUGCACUGAGCACGUACUUGACUCAACAGGUAUUUGCAUCUAUCGGAGAAAUGUUUACAGGAGCCCGUGCCAUUCAAGAUUGGUUGGCGGAAAGUGCUCGUCGCAUUGCAAAGAGCGUGCCCAAGGACGUAGUUGAUCCAGAGACCGAUGAGAUCCAAGAAAGUUUAACCGUCAAGGGACGUAAGAAGAAAACAUCCAGAAAGGCCAUUGCAGACCAACAAAUGACAAGCGUCAUUUGGACUACACCACUGAACCUUCCCAUUGUUCAACCUUAUCGCAAACUGGAGCACAAGCAGAUUCGAACCAACCUGCAACAGUUGACCAUUAAGGAUCCCUCACAAGCAAGCCCUGUCAAUGUUCAGAAGCAGAGGACUGCAUUCCCACCUAACUUUAUUCACUCUCUGGAUGCUACCCAUAUGCUUAUGUCGGCCGCCGGAUGUGUUGAGGCAGGAUUAACGUUCGCUUCUGUGCAUGAUUCUUACUGGACUCACGCAUGUGAUGUUGAAAUCAUGAACGAGGUUCUGCGCAAGCAGUUUAUAUUGCUGCAUAGCAACAACAUCAUGAAAAAUCUCGAAAAUGAGUUUAUGGAGCGUUAUAAGGACUACUUGUAUCCUGUUACAUAUAUAAUUGCUGGCCCUGGCGAGCCUGUCGAAGAAGGCAUGAUUGCUUGGGACGAUGAGCGUGUUCACCGCAAAAAUGCCAGGAUCGAGAGUAGUAUUUCUGGUACAGAGUUUGUGCCUGACCUUGAGGCACCUGCAGAUGAGCCUAUGACUACAAGCUCUGACCGAUCUGCAAAGAUCAAGGAAAAUAACAUGUAUCAUUUUGACGAUGAUGAGGAUGAUGAGCACGACUUGUCGGGUGUGGUUAUUGAGGAAGACGCAGCAGAGCUAGAGGCAGAGGCUAAGGCAAUGGGCAAAGCACUUCGUAAGCGCGGUGGAAAGAAAACAAGCAAGAAGUUAUUCCAUUCAUGGGAGUCCAUCUCGUUCCCACCAUUGCCAGACCGUGGUGAGUUUGACGUGGCCAAGGUGGCCGACUCGGACUACUUCUUCUCAUAGGACAGCUAUAGGUCCAUGGCAACGCGCUUUAAUUGGCUUCCUUAUUCUGCCCUGCAUUCAUUUUAAUAUUUUCUGUUAUCAUUAUUUCAACAUCAGCAUUGCUCAAUGUUACCAUUUCACUAUUGUUAAUCCACCCUUUAUAUCAUGUAUUUUUAUCUCACACAAAAAUAAAAGUCAU